This is a messenger RNA of Indicator indicator, 861 nucleotides long. It is a transcript of the gene HSD11B1L, whose product is annotated as hydroxysteroid 11-beta dehydrogenase 1 like. Bases 1 to 861 code for a protein of 286 amino acids. Gene Ontology annotation, cellular component: intracellular membrane-bounded organelle. The record is from RefSeq and is a predicted model, not a curated record. Gene Ontology annotation, molecular function: oxidoreductase activity. Lineage: Eukaryota; Metazoa; Chordata; Aves; Piciformes; Indicatoridae. The transcript is spliced from 7 exons.
AUGAAGCCAGUUGGAAAAGUGCUUUUUGCAACAGGGCUCCUGCUUGGGCUCCUAGCUUACUACUGGAGGGACCCUUUUAACCCAGAGAGCCUGGUUGGUGCUCGUGUCCUGCUGACUGGAGCCAGUGCUGGAAUUGGAGAGCAGAUGGCUUAUCAUUAUGCCAGGUUUGGGGCUGAAAUUGUCCUGACUGCUAGGAGGGAAGCUGUGCUGCAGAAGGUGAUGGAGAAAUGCCUGACCCUGGGAGCAAAGAAGGUCUUCUUGAUCCCUGCAGAUAUGUCUUCCCCUUCAGAGCCUGAGAGGGUGGUGCAUUUUGCUGUCCAAAAGCUGGGGGGCUUGGAUUACCUGGUGCUGAACCACAUCGGUGCCAACCGUUUCCAGAUGUGGGCUGGAGAUGUGGAGUUCACUCGCUGGCUGAUGCAGGUGAAUUUCUUCAGUUAUGUGGCACUUGCAACAGCAGCUCUUCCCACCCUGGAGAGGAGCAAUGGCUCCCUGGUGGUUGUUUCUUCCCUUGCAGGGAAAAUUGCCACUCCCUUCACCACUUCUUAUUCUGCCACCAAGUUUGCCCUGGAUGGAUUCUUCAGCUCGCUGCGCCACGAGCUCAUGAUGCAGAGGAAGGAUGUCUCUGUCACACUCUGCAUCCUGGGCCUGAUUGACACUGACUCAGCAAUGGAGAGCACCAGGGGCAAAGUGCACAUCCCUGCCUCUCCUGCUUCUGAAGCUGCUCUUGCCAUCAUCUCUGGGGGUGCCACACGUGUGCAGCAGGUUUUCUACCCAUGGCAGCUGCAGCAAGUGUACUACCUCUGGGUUCUGGCCCCCAGCAACCAGGUUCUGCAGAGUUACUACAACUACACCAGUCCCUGA